Molecule: messenger RNA, 1855 nt
Organism: Sesamum indicum (sesame)
Lineage: Eukaryota; Viridiplantae; Streptophyta; Magnoliopsida; Lamiales; Pedaliaceae
Biological process (GO): transmembrane transport
Source: RefSeq, a predicted model, not a curated record
GUGAGCAGACCCCCAGACCCCACACCCACACCGCUUCAUCCACUCACCGCUUGCCCCUCCAUAUGUAAUCCCAAUCCCAAACGCAAACAAACAAACAAGGUCCAACAAUCAAUUUCCAUUUUCCCCCUCGCCCUCGUGCCUCGUUUAAACCAGACCAGACCGCAACAGUACCCUUGCUUCAUUCCCAGUUCAAGUUGGGGCUGGGCUUCAAAAUCCAAUAUGGGCUCUUCUAUGGUGUACAAGACUUUUGGUUGGGCCCGGCCUUCCUUCCCCCUUUUUUACUUUAUGUGGUAAAAACGUGAUGCCAUUUUUUACUUCCCGUUUCUUUCAAACCACCCAGACAAUAUUCAAAAAGUAAUAUUCCGCGGAAUCAAACCCCUUCUUCUCCUCCUCCUCACUAGGGUUUUAUUGCCUGUUCCUGUGCCCCAAAAUUAAUAAAGAAUUCCAGACCAAGUACCGCGGCAUCAAUUAACUUCCACUCCCAAACCACUAACAUGCUGAACAUUCCCGGAGAUCUACAGUGUUUAUUUGACUCCUGGGGAGACACAACACACCAAAACCAAUUCCAUCAUUGAUUUUUAUUCGACCUCAUGGCAGCUAGAGUUGGGGUGGACGGCGGUUCUGCUACGAGGAAGCUUCUCCAUCACCAUCACCAUCACUCACGCCCGCAGCAGCAGCAGCAGCCGCAACUAUCGCAGAUUGGUGCGGUGCCGCAGCUCCUCGCCGGCGGCGUUGCUGGAGCUUUCAGCAAGACCUGUACUGCUCCUCUGGCUCGCCUCACCAUUCUCUUUCAGGGCAUGCAUUCAGAUGUUGCAACGAUGAGUAAACCUAGUAUAUGGCGUGAGGCACUUCGUAUAGUCAAUGAAGAAGGUUUUCGAGCUUUUUGGAAAGGGAAUUUGGUUACCAUAGCUCACCGGCUUCCCUAUUCUUCUGUCAACUUUUAUGCUUAUGAAAAGUACAAGUCUAUUUUAAAAUCAAUGCUGGGCCUUGAUGGAAAUGGAGGGAAUCCACAUGCAGAGAUUAUUGUGCAUUUUGUAGGUGGUGGCUUGGCAGGAAUAACUUCCGCUUCUGCCACGUAUCCAUUGGACCUUGUCAGGACACGACUCGCUGCACAGACAAAUGCAAUAUACUAUCAAGGCAUAAGGCAUGCACUUCAUACCAUCUGCAGAGAUGAAGGCUUUCUUGGUCUGUACAAAGGGCUUGGAGCAACAUUAUUGGGUGUUGGACCCAGUAUAGCAAUAAGCUUUUCAGUUUAUGAGAGUUUGAGAACUUCUUGGCAUUCUCGAAGGCCCGAUGAUUCUGCAGUAUUGGUCAGCCUCAGUUGUGGCAGUCUUUCUGGCAUUGCAUCAUCAACAGCAACUUUCCCUUUGGACCUUGUGAGGCGAAGAAUGCAAUUGGAAGGUGCUGGUGGUCGAGCCCGAGUGUAUAAUGCUGGAUUAUUUGGAACAUUCAGGCAUAUCAUCCGUACGGAAGGUUUCCGAGGCUUGUAUAGAGGGAUUAUGCCAGAAUACUACAAGGUUGUUCCAAGUGUAGGGAUUGUUUUCAUGACAUAUGAAACAUUGAAGAAGCUAAUGUCUCAUGGGCCUUUCAGUUAGCUGCAUGUCCAGUUAUGUCCCUUGAUUUGAUGAACAACUCAUAUUGAAUCAAUUUUGAUUUAAAAUAUAUGCCAGUUUACUAAUAGGUAGGUACUACCGUCCAUGGUUCUGUGGCGGUAAAUUUUCUGAUGCUGCCAAUGACAAUGUUUCAGUGUAUAGGUGAUUUGAUAGUAUAGUCUUCCACAUUAAUGUAUUUCUUCAGUUCAGAGCUAAAGGACGUUGUAUUGAUGAUUGUGUGAUUAGAAAAUUUUGUCAAAUCA